AUGCCUCGUCGAUUCGUCACACGGCUUGCUCGCCAGGUUGGGGGUCUUCCGCUGGCCGAAUUGCCCCCUCCGUACCUUGCGCCGUCCCUCCAUUUCUCACUCAUCCGAUCACCUGUCCAAUCCUCCAACUUCUCGUCCACCGCGGUUGCCGCUGGCCAUGGCCGGGAUCUCAGCAAGUCCCGCGGUGUCUCUGCCAUCCACCGAAGUGGUCCCAAAUUCAAAUUGGGCGUGUCGAAAUACCCAUUGCCGAAGCCUGUGUCUCCCGAGUCGUUGGAACGCCGUCACCCUACACCUGACCAUGGACUGUGGGGUUUCUUCCCCAAGGGCAAAGAGGCAUUGAGCUCGCCGGAAUACGAUACCGCCCAUGGCCGGCCUUGGUCAAUCCAGGAACUCCGCGAAAAGUCCUGGGAUGAUCUCCACAGACUCUGGUGGGUUUGUGUCAAGGAACGCAACCGCAUAGCCACCUCCAACUUGGAGCGUCAGCGGUUGAAGGCCGGAUACGGAGAAUAUGAAUCGGAAGAACGGGAGCGAGUGGUCCGUGUCACUCAGAAAUCUAUUAAGCACGUUCUGCGGGAGCGAUGGUACGCCUGGGAGGACGCACAGAAGCUUUACAAGCAGGGUUAUCGACCCCAGGAGGACAACCAGGAAUAA
Messenger RNA from Aspergillus chevalieri, 651 nucleotides. RefSeq names its product mitochondrial 54S ribosomal protein uL29m (gene mrpl4). Gene Ontology annotation, cellular component: mitochondrial ribosome; mitochondrial large ribosomal subunit. Gene Ontology annotation, molecular function: structural constituent of ribosome. Gene Ontology annotation, biological process: mitochondrial translation. The record is from RefSeq and is a predicted model, not a curated record. Lineage: Eukaryota; Fungi; Ascomycota; Eurotiomycetes; Eurotiales; Aspergillaceae. The transcript is spliced from 3 exons. The coding region runs from base 1 to 651 and encodes 216 amino acids.